Molecule: messenger RNA, 2157 nt
Organism: Owenia fusiformis
Lineage: Eukaryota; Metazoa; Annelida; Polychaeta; Sabellida; Oweniidae
Source: the annotation of a GenBank genome assembly
UACCAAACGAAACGACAUCCGGAUAGGUAAAAGGCCGAACGCCGAAUACAUUGAAAUUAUUGUUAACGAGGAACGUUCCGGGUAUCACGUUCGCCCUUGGUUAGAUCGUUUUACUCGAGUCUCUAGCCAAUUCUUAGUGGCCAUAGAAUAUGGUAAAGAUCGUUGUUCUAUCAUCUCUAAAUUAUUAAACAUAAGGAGACUGCAUAUCGUCUCUUGAGUCUUGAGGAAGAUGACGAAAUAUCAAGUGGCAUGACCUAGACCUGACAAAUAUUGAUUUCAUCGAAAAUAUUAAGUUGUAUUAGGACAAGGACAUUAAUUUAUGAAAAACUUUUCGUAGAAUAACAACAAAAAGCAUUUUGUUAGUGGCAGGAUACGUGCAAUAUACCGUACCAGAUUUCGGCAGCAGACAAGGAAGUGAACUUGUUGUGUUGGAUCUGUGUAUGCUUUUGUAAUGAGCGUGGUGGAGCUUUUCAUUGAAUCGAGGACAAAAACAUUUGAAAUCGAAUCAGACGUUACUGGAAGCUAAGAUAGAUAAGAUGGGUCAAAAAGGAAGCAAGAGUACUCCUCCCCAAAAUAGAAACGUACAGCAUCAACGAGGAAACACGGGGUAUCCUAAACAACCUACACAACCUGCACAACAGCCUGGGAAUCCAGCACAACAAUCUGCAGGAACGCCUUAUUCGUACAGGAACAACUUCGAUUCGACAUUGACCAAAAUCUGUGAAGAAAUACGUGGUCGAAUGGACAAUGGUCUCACCGCCGUGGACAAUAAGUACGCAGAAGGAGCAUUUGAAGUGGUCCAGUGUUUUCUGAUUGGCUUGUUGAAGAGGCAAAAGGGGCAAUAUGGCUCAGGCAUUGGUAUCUCGAAAUCUGGUAGUUUCUAUGAAGGGAUGACCUGGGGAGAUUCAUACACGUUUAAAUACAUCAUCGGAUUGGAAGAUGUUGGGAAGGCUAUCGUAAAGUUGCAAAAUGCCCCAGAGCCCGGGUUCGUUGACAUUGAUCUUGAAACAGGCAACAGUGCUGGUGGUUCCAUGCAAAACAUAAUCAAUGCACUUACCAAAUCAACAGCAGAUGAAGCCAGUGGGGCAUUUUGGAAAGAUGUGGAAAUGGUUGUAAAUAACCUUCAACUUCCGCAAGGUUGGGUACCACGAGUGGACACUCUUCUAAAAUCCAGCUUUAUAAUAGAUGGCGCCUCUGUCUCCCUUUUAUAUACCGUGAAGCUUCCACAGUGCCCGAAGCCUGCUCCAAUUACAAUCAACCUGACCAUAGGCAUCCCUUUACCAGCUCGCCAUUUUCCAACUCAAAUUGACAUCCUUCAGAGGAUGCCACGUGACCAUCCCAUGUAUGACAUGAUUGUCGACAUCUUGCGAUCCUCCGAGAUCUUCGUAUUGGUGGAAAACAAGAAACUGAAGUUAUAUUUAGCCAGCGUUGUGACAAGUAUUUUUCAAAGAAUGCCUCAUUUGAUCAAAAGUGCGUACCUUACCCUGCGUGCAUUCCGGGAUAAGCAGGCCACAAGUGUCUUUAGCAUGGGAAAAUUACCGAGGUACGCAACGUCUUCAUAUAUUCUGAAAACCUUGUUCUUACACGAGUUGAUCACUAACCCGGACGGUAACUACUGGAGCUUGGCUAAAGGCAUCGAACCAAACCCGCCACAUACUCGCGACUUCAUGGCCGAUCGUUUGAUGAGCCUACUGCUCAGAUGGUCAAAAGCGUUAAAAUCGGUAAACCUGGCCAAUGUUUUCAUAUCUUCAGCGAACGUAUUGUCACCGACUGAAGAUUAUGAAGAUGAUGAUGAUUUUCUAGAUGGCCAACUCCAUCAAGUGUUUAAAAGCAGCGUCCCAGAUAUAUACAAUACUGUUAACGAGUCACAGAGAAGAAUGGAUCAACUUCAAGAACGUAAUGAGUACAGAGUACCCGCCAACAAUGGGUUCAAUCAAACAUCAACGGUCGUGCAAUGGAUGUUCUUAGAUGAGAACUUUCGCAAAGGGAGAACAUUUCAGUACACACACGCCAAACUGACAGUUCAGUAAGGACCGGAAACUUUUUCUCUCAUUUCUACCAGUACUACCAGGAUGAGGAAAUCGUCAUCCUUUUUUAAUACCAAACAUUUUAUAUCUGGCAACAUACGUCAUUCAAGUCCAACAAGGCCCCGUAGAA